AUGUUGACCCUUACACUUGGUAAGGAAGAGAGGGGAGGGGACCGGCUGAAGGUUGGACACCAGUGGGUCUUUUGGUUUGGAGACAGACGCAUAUCCCAGGUUCAAGAGCAAAACAUUUUGCCUUUUUUGAAGACUUUCAACAAGUGCUUCCAUGAGAAGAGUGGGAUGACUUAUCGCCAUGGGGUUAUGCAAGCAGUUCAGGUACUUUUGGAGAAUUGUACAAUGGAGAUGAAGCCAGUAUUUACAUCUGAAAUGGAUGCAUUACAUUGGGCAGCUACCUAUUAUCAGCAUACUUCAUCUUCAUCAGUUCCAAAACAUGGCAAUAUUGAUGACACCAUCAUCAAGGAUGCUUCUGCAUUAGUGGAUGAUCUUCAGUCCAUUGAAGGCUUUUGUCACAGGAAUGCCUCAGGACACUCUGCAAGAGCCACUGCGGACAACAUCUGCGCUGCAUUCAAGGGCAACGUCGUUCACUAUUCCACGGUGUCUCGAUGGUUGAAGUGCUUCGAAUCUGGCGGCACGACCUUCAGAGAUCGACCACGCUCAGAGCAUCCAUCUACAGUCGAUGACGAAGCCCUGCGGAACGCCCUCAAUGCGAAGCCAAACUCCACCACUUGCGAAUUGGCGACUACACUUGGAGUCACCCAUAUGGCCAUCGGCAACCAUCUGAACGACCUUGGCUAUUGGAAGGUUUACUCGACAUGGGUCCCUCAUCAGCUCAGCGUCGCGCUCAGCAUCAAUAAUAUGUGCAUAUGUUCUAAACGACAUGGGACUCAUGACCCACCAUGA
Messenger RNA from Darwinula stevensoni, 786 nucleotides. The record is from the annotation of a GenBank genome assembly. Lineage: Eukaryota; Metazoa; Arthropoda; Ostracoda; Podocopida; Darwinulidae.